Molecule: messenger RNA, 1598 nt
Organism: Caenorhabditis auriculariae
Lineage: Eukaryota; Metazoa; Nematoda; Chromadorea; Rhabditida; Rhabditidae
Source: the annotation of a GenBank genome assembly
AUGGUUGAAACGGCAGGGGGCCUUCCGCCAGAACAAUACAUGAUCCAACAAGGAAAGGAAAGGAGAGGGCAUCGCCUAUCGAUCGAGUCCGACCUAUGGGAUGCUAGGUAAAGGCCACCCGUGUGCAGUCAAUCCCCUUUUCGCGCCAUUUUCCAUCCUUUGUUCCCAACCGACACUAUUCUUUUCAAUUCCUUUGCGGUGUGUUAUCUUUGUUCUAAGUGUAUAGACAGGCUUUCAAAAAAAUAUUUGUUAGCUUUUUUUGGUAAUAUUAGAGUCGUUUUAUCUAUUUUUGGAUUGCGGGCAAGAUUUUUUUAUGCGGUUUGCAAGUAAGGUAAAAAAAUGUGCAACAAAAAAAGUUCUGGACCUUUUUUUCACAUAAUUUUUUUGUCCGAAAUUGUUGAAAAAGUCGAUUUGGAACGGUUCGAUAAGCCACCGAGGUGUAAGGUUUUUGCCUUAAGUUGGCAUUUUACUUCGGCUUAGUGAAAGAAAAAAAUUAGUAAAAAAACAACAAGAAAAAGAUAACAGAGCCCCAAAAAACCUUGGAACGGAAAGUAAACCAAAAAGACGUUUUUUUGCAUUGACAAACUUGUUUUAAAAUCAUCAAGCACGGCAACUUUUCGUAACUUUGCGAACCCGUUUCAACCACAAAAAUGAAAAAUUUGUGCUGGACAUUGAAAAAAAAUUUCAUAAUAAAUAAAUGUGUUCUCGUUUUAUAAUUUGACUGACCAUUAUUCCUAUCCUCAUAAAGAAAAAUGAGAAAAAAAGAAAAAAAUUAUAAACAUCUCUAUUCUUAUUACACCCUCAGUAAAGGUUAAUUAAUAGCGCGAAAAAGAAAUAAAUAAGGAGCAAAAGUAGUUCGGACUGUGUCAACACCCAAAGCUUGCUGCUGACCCGUGUCCAGAAAGAUGACAAAAAAAAUAUUUGGAGACCAGUAGCAGAAAAAGAUGAGAGAGAACACCUCGAAGCUGACUAAAGAAUUGGUUACGAAAUUUAGUUGUCUUAGUGAGCAAAAGCUUAUAAAAAAAAUUCAAUCAUUUUUUAAAGUUAAAGUUUGCUUUAAUAAUUCUAACCAAUUUUCUUCCGAAAAAUUUCUGGUUGAAACUAGCAAUUCAUUUCGGUACUUUGAAGUUCCGUAUUUGAUACAAUGAUAAGUUCGAAAUUUCAGAAAAAAAAAAUCAAAGUUUAGCUCAAAGUUAAAGCUGAAGUUUUACUUUGUUGUGACAUUAAACAAUGAGAAACGGUUUAGUAUGAAAUUUACAACGAAAAAGCCAAAAAAAUUUAUUGAGUCUUAUUUGAGUCAUCAUUCUACAAGUCUCACUCAAGUCGAGGAUUUCCAAAGAAAAAAUUAAAAAUCCGGAGCGAAAGUUAGAGGAAGUGAAGUGGAACUCUCAAAGUUGUCAUAUCCGUAAGCUUGAAAGACGAAAAUUCAAGCCAUAGAAGUUAUCAAAUGCUUAAGAACGUUCGACUACUUGAAAAAGAGCCAAAAAAGGAAGUCAGAUGAUGGAAGUCAAAAGAGCGGGUCGUGCAAGGUAAAGGCCAGCCGUGUGGAGUCCGCGGCGCGGCGCGGCCGGUCGCCGCGCAGCCGGACGCCGAGGUGA